GUGGCUCAGGGCGCCGGUGGCCGCCGGCUCCCGCUUCCGCGCCCCUGCCUUUCGCCAGCGCCACCGACAGGUGCACUGCUGUCAGGUGGCCCUGGAAGCGCCAGGCUGGGGCCGCCCCUGAGCGCCCCGCAGGGGCCAUGGAUGGCGAGACAGGAGAGGAACAAGGGGGCCCGUUGCCCCCGCCAGGUGCACCUUCCGGACCCGGCCCAGCUGGCGCCCUGGCCCUCACGGGGCGGCGGGAGCCCAAGAAGUACGCAGUGACCGAUGACUACCAGUUGUCCAAGCAGGUGCUGGGCCUGGGUGUGAACGGCAAGGUGCUGGAGUGCUUCCACAGGCGCACCGGUCAGAAGUGUGCUCUGAAGCUCCUGUACGACAGCCCCAAGGCCCGGCAGGAGGUGGACCACCACUGGCAGGCCUCGGGUGGCCCCCACAUCGUGCGCAUCCUGGACGUGUACGAGAACAUGCAUCACAGCAAGCGCUGUCUCCUCAUCAUCAUGGAAUGCAUGGAAGGUGGUGAGUUGUUCAGCAGGAUUCAGGAGCGUGGCGACCAGGCUUUCACUGAGAGAGAAGCUGCAGAGAUCAUGCGUGAUAUUGGCACCGCCAUCCAGUUUCUGCAUAGCCAGAACAUCGCCCACCGAGACGUCAAGCCUGAAAACCUGCUGUACACAUCCAAGGAGAAAGACGCAGUGCUCAAGCUCACCGACUUUGGCUUUGCCAAGGAGACCACCCAGAAUGCCCUGCAGACACCCUGCUACACUCCCUAUUAUGUGGCUCCUGAGGUCCUGGGUCCUGAGAAGUAUGACAAGUCGUGUGACAUGUGGUCUCUGGGAGUCAUCAUGUACAUCCUCCUGUGCGGCUUCCCGCCCUUCUACUCCAACACGGGCCAGGCUAUCUCCCCAGGGAUGAAGAGGAGGAUCCGCCUGGGCCAGUAUGGCUUCCCCAACCCCGAGUGGUCAGAGGUCUCUGAAGAUGCGAAGCAGCUGAUCCGCCUCCUGCUGAAGACGGACCCCACGGAGCGGCUGACCAUCACGCAGUUCAUGAACCAUCCCUGGAUCAAUCAAUCCAUGGUGGUGCCGCAGACCCCCCUCCACACAGCCCGAGUACUGCAGGAAGACAAAGACCACUGGGAUGAUGUCAAGGAGGAGAUGACCAGUGCCCUGGCAACCAUGCGAGUGGACUACGACCAGGUGAAGAUCAAGGACCUGAAGACCUCUAACAACCCGCUCCUCAACAAGCGAAGAAAGAAGCAGGCGGGCGGCUCCUCGGCCUCGCAGGGCUGUAACAACCAGUAGCUCGCGGGGCCUCGGAGGAGCUGGGCCUCUGAGCCUCGGGGACAGACUGGAGUGGGCUAAGGCCCUGACCCGGAGGGCCCAGGGUCAUUUUUUUUUAAACAAAAGGACUAUUUUGUUGUGUUUUAAUUUGUCACUUGAAACUUCAGGAUGGAGUACGAUGACCCCCCAUCUCCUUCAGAGCCCCAGUUCAGGCUCCGGCCUUAGA
This is a messenger RNA of Molossus molossus (Pallas's mastiff bat), 1497 nucleotides long. RefSeq names its product MAPK activated protein kinase 3 (gene MAPKAPK3). The record is from RefSeq and is a predicted model, not a curated record. The coding region runs from base 138 to 1292 and encodes 384 amino acids. NCBI's taxonomy places the organism in Eukaryota, Metazoa, Chordata, Mammalia, Chiroptera, Molossidae. Gene Ontology annotation, molecular function: calmodulin binding; mitogen-activated protein kinase binding; calcium-dependent protein serine/threonine kinase activity. The transcript has 11 exons. Gene Ontology annotation, cellular component: nucleus; cytoplasm. Gene Ontology annotation, biological process: protein autophosphorylation; intracellular signal transduction; peptidyl-serine phosphorylation.